UAUGAACAAGAGAAUAGUAUAUUAAGGUGAGAAAGCUACAAUUAAAUAUGAAGGUCCAUUAAUGCAUGAAAAUAAAGGAGAUGAAAUUUGGUUAGGAGUUGAAUGGGAUUAAGUUGAUAGAGGAAGACAUAAUGGUACUGUUUAGGGGUACACUUAUUUUACUACAAUUGAUGGAUGUAAUUCAGGCAGUUUAUUAAAGAAAGAGAAGGUGAGUUUUGGUAAUAGAUUGUGGGAAGCAUUAUUUUUGAAAUAUUUCAAAGAAAUACCUCCAUUAUUAUUUUAAGGGAUGUAGGUUUAAGAUUAAAUUAAAGAUGAAUUUCUUUUAGAACAUUAAGAUCUAACAAACCAUUAGGUUGAGAAAAGUUAAAUUAUUACCCUUAUCAAUUAAAAAUAAGUAAAAAUUGAAUUUGAUGAUACAGCAUUCUUUGAAACAAUGAAAAAGAAAAAAAAAAUGGUUGAGUUUUAUGGAUUUGAUGAGAUAUAUAAAAAGCUUAAUAAUUUAGAGACUUUGUAAGAACUAUCUUUAGAGUCUUAAAAUGUUUCAACAAUUGGACCAUUUGGUUUUGUGGGUAGUAUAUUUAAAAAUCUAAAAAUUUUGGGUUUAGAAAAUAAUUUAUUCUAUUCUUGGCAUUAAAUCUUUGUAUUAGUAUCACAAUUACCAACUUUAAAAGAAUUAUCAAUAUCAAGUAAUAAAUUAUCAAAACUUGAAACAUUUGGAUAACAAUAGUUUUAAAAUUAAAUAUUCACUUAAUCACCAGAUUAUUUGAUUUAUGAUUAUGAGUAAGGAAAACAUUUAGAAAUUCCUGUAGAUAGAUGUGGUAAACAUUUAGAAAUUUUGGUUUUAAUUGAUAUGUAUUUGACUUGGUAAGAUAUUUCUUUAAUUAUUCCUGCAUUUCCUAUGAUUUAAUAAUUAUUAUUGUGUAGAAAUAAUUUUAUUGAUUAUGAUAAUUUGUAAUUUAGGAACACAGAUUUAUAAGCUUUAAAAAUAUUAAAUUUGGAAUCAACUUAAUUAUCAUAAUUUGAAUGUGUUUAAAAAUCAUUUGGAAAUUUACCAAAUUUAGAGAGACUUAUUUUAAAUAAAAAUAAUUUAAAGGAUUUACCUUUGGUUAAUGAAUUUAAAUCUCUUAAACAUUUAGCUUUAGAUUAUAAUCAUUUUGCAACUCCUUAAUUUUUCAAUAAAAUAGGAUAAUUAUAAUUAAUUUCUCUAUCUAUUAAACAUAAUCCAUUAGUUGAUAAAUUUGGUAAAUUAUAUGUUAGACAAAGAGCAAUUGCAGAAAUUUCUAGUGUUUAAAUCAUUAAUGGUAGUUAAAUAACUAAAUUUGAAAGAAAAGAUUCUGAAAUAUUUUACUUGAAAUCUUCUUUUGAAGAAUAUUUCUUAUUAAAGAAUGUCAAACAUUAUUAUUAUGAUUACGAUGAUUUUAUCAAUUAUGCUAAGAUUAAUCAUCCAAAAAUUAUAGAAUUAAUUAAAAAAUAUGGAAAUCCAUAUGAAAUUGAUCCAACUGUUAAAGGAGGAUAUACUUAAACAAAAUAAUAACUCUAAUAACCUUAAUAUUGUACAAUCAUAAUUAUAGAUCAUGUUGGAAAAUUAAAAGAUAAACCUACACCUAAAAAAUUGAUGGGAAGUACUGGAUUAUAACCAGUGAAAUUGAUGAUCUCAAAAUUAGUAAAUAUUCCAAUCAAAUAGAUAGCUUUAUCAAUAUAAGUAUAAUUUUAUAAAUAAAUUUAAGGUAACUGAUGAUGCUGAAAUUGUGAAUUUGGAAGGAAAAGAUAUGACUUUGAAUGAUUUUGGGGUUCAAGAUAAUAGUCUCAUUCAUGUUAAUGUAAUACCAGAAUGA
This is a messenger RNA of Paramecium pentaurelia, 1835 nucleotides long. The record is from the annotation of a GenBank genome assembly. Lineage: Eukaryota; Ciliophora; Oligohymenophorea; Peniculida; Parameciidae.